Messenger RNA from Seriola dumerili (greater amberjack), 1034 nucleotides. Its product is annotated as monocyte chemotactic protein 1B-like. NCBI's taxonomy places the organism in Eukaryota, Metazoa, Chordata, Actinopteri, Carangiformes, Carangidae. Gene Ontology annotation, cellular component: extracellular region. Gene Ontology annotation, biological process: positive regulation of GTPase activity; lymphocyte chemotaxis; G protein-coupled receptor signaling pathway. The record is from RefSeq and is a predicted model, not a curated record. Bases 74 to 373 code for a protein of 99 amino acids. The transcript has 3 exons. Gene Ontology annotation, molecular function: CCR chemokine receptor binding; chemokine activity.
AAAGCAGGUUGAUGCAUCUGAACUAAAACUUUCAUCUGUUACUACACUGUGAGGGGAACACAUACAAUCAAGGAUGGCUGCACCUCGUCUCUCUCUGUCUGUUGUUGUGCUGAUGCUGGCUGUCAUCACUCUGAGCGAAGGUCUGCGUGGUACCGGCCCAAAGAAGUGCUGCUUCCGCUUCAGUGAGAAAGCAGUGCCAAAAGAAAGAGUGGUCAGCUACGUCAGGACCAGCCAGCGGUGCCCACAACCUGCCGUCUUGUUGAAGACAGUGGCAGGUCGUCAGAUGUGUGCCAAACCUUCAGCCCCCUGGGUGAAGGACCUCAUUAGCUACCUGGAUGCCAAAUACAUCCCAGGAGAGACAUCUAACCUGUAACCAUGGCAAUGCCAUACCCACUAUAAGAGUCUUCCAUGAACAAAAUCUGGCCAGUUAAUGUGUUUUGAUGCUGCGACUUUUCACACUUUAUCUUUUAAAAUUAAGAGGUGUUUUAUACAAAUACAGUAUGUUACUAUCUACUUAUAUUAUUCUAUUCUAAAAUUUGGUAGUAUUUUGAGAUGCUGGGACAAGAUGCAUUUGCAAACAUACCAUGUUAAAUUAUUUUUCUACCAUUCACAAAAAAUCUAUGUUUAACAUAGGUGCACGUUGCCAUUCUUUUAAUACUGGCAUUUAAACCAUAUUUUUAUUUUAUAAUCUGGAACAAUAGGAAUAUUUUUGUUUCAUACAACACUCAAAGUCUGACCAUCAGCACUGUGAAAUAUUGUUGCAUUGUCAUUUGAACUGAGUAAGACCAAUGUCUCCCAGCUCCACUUGGUGUCAUAAGUAGAGUAUAAGCUAUGGGCUAAACCACUAUUUCUAUAACGAACCACUGUGAGCUCUUUGCCUUGUUUUUUUUUUUAUAUAAAGUAAUGAUUUUUUGUUGUUUUUCUACUUUAAACUCAAGUUACUUGUACAGAUAAGUAACCCAGUUUGACAAAAAAUUAUUUAUUUCUGUAUGCUUAUGCUACAAGUCUGAUUCUGUUGAAUUAAAGCAAGACAA